This is a messenger RNA of Eriocheir sinensis (Chinese mitten crab), 1536 nucleotides long. Its product is annotated as phenoloxidase-activating factor 3-like. The coding region runs from base 73 to 1206 and encodes 377 amino acids. The transcript is spliced from 9 exons. Gene Ontology annotation, biological process: proteolysis. The record is from RefSeq and is a predicted model, not a curated record. Lineage: Eukaryota; Metazoa; Arthropoda; Malacostraca; Decapoda; Varunidae. Gene Ontology annotation, molecular function: serine-type endopeptidase activity.
UAUAAAGCACCCCGGCCUGAACGAAAGGACUACUCUUCGACCCGUCUCCUUACCUGACAGUGCUUUAACAGGAUGAUGAGCAAGGCGUGGUGUGGUGUGGUGGUGUUGGCGGCGGCGGCGGUGUUGACGGCGCAGGGGGGGGCGGUGAGGACGGCCAGGCAAGCAACCCGACAAUGUGCCAAGGGAGAGGAAUGCGUGUCCCUCCGAGUCUGCCGGCCGCUACAAGAUAUAAUCGCAAAGGGAGGACCCACAGCGGAACAAACCGUACGGGCUGCCCUGUGUGGAGGAGGAGGUGGCAGGGAUUUGAGGGUGUGUUGUUCCGAGGCAGGCGGCAGUACGCGGCCCGUCUUCUUCCCGACGCCCACCCCGCCCAAGGUUAACGGCGAGGACUUGCUGCCGAAGGGGACCAAGUGCGGUCAGACCAUAAAUGAAAGAGUCGUGCACGGUGAUAACGCUCCGUUGUACGCCUAUGCCUGGAUGGCUCUGCUUGGCUACCAAGACGCAGCCAACCCUGAGUGGCACUGUGGCGGGGCCCUCAUCAACGACCGCUACAUCUUGACCGCUGCCCACUGCGUCCACAGAAACUUCACCAAUAGCCUCGGACAAGUGGUCGCAGUCAGGCUGGGCGAACUUAACACAGCCACCGACCCAGACUGCCCCUCGGCCAACGGCCACGGAUGUGCCCCCAGCCCGCAGAACUUUGUCCCCGAGGAAAUAAUCGUCCACCAGACCUUCAAUGCGCGUGGGCCGGUCAGUGACGACAUCGCCCUCAUCCGUCUGAACAAGAAGGCCGUUCUCGGACGAUCGGUUCACCCUAUUUGCGUGCCCCCCGCUGGCCUGAACGUGCCUGACUUCCUGGGGCCCCGCGACGCUACGGUGGCCGGCUGGGGCGCUACCGAGACCAAACCAAGCUCCGAUAUUCUUCAGGUGGCCGACAUCCCCUUCGCCAACAAGACCAUCUGUGAGACCUUCUACCCCCGACAGCUGGUGGAAGAGCAGGUGUGUUUCGGCGGCAGGGGUAAGGUGGACUCCUGCUUCGGCGACUCCGGUGGACCAAUCUUCCAGGCCGACAAAUUCCUCCCCCAGUACACCGUGCUUGGAAUUGUGUCACGUGGUCUGCCAGCUUGCGGCAUCCCUGGGGCCCCUGCAGUCUACACCAACGUCGCCCACUACAGGAAAUGGAUCACGGACAACCUUAAGCCAUAGAACCCUUCCCCUCUUCCCUCCCCUUCUCCCUCGCUCUCGACGAUUAUAGAAUUUCUCACAGGGGCGGAUAUCUCUCUAGAAAGCGCUUUGUUCCUCCCCCGGGCGCUAGUUCUUCCUCAGGGUGCUCUCUUACCCCUUAGUGACUUCGUUCUCGCCAGGGGUUUAUGUUCCUAUGUUAAAACAGUAUUGGGUGGCGUCUCCGAAGUCCCACCGCCAAUACUAAAUUGCCGAGUCCUCGCUUCUUCUUCGUAUAGACUAUAGAGGUUAAGAGUUUGUACGGUGAUGUUGUUGUGAUGUUGUGAUAUACUUGUAAUAAAUUAUGUUUGUUUA